Penicillium coprophilum is the source of this 1389-nucleotide messenger RNA. RefSeq lists its product as uncharacterized. NCBI's taxonomy places the organism in Eukaryota, Fungi, Ascomycota, Eurotiomycetes, Eurotiales, Aspergillaceae. The record is from RefSeq and is a predicted model, not a curated record. The transcript is spliced from 2 exons. The coding region runs from base 1 to 1389 and encodes 462 amino acids. Gene Ontology annotation, molecular function: oxidoreductase activity.
AUGCAACCAUUAGGUUGGAAUCCGGACGACCUCCGUACCAAGUUCACCGAGGCAUUGUCUGAUAUGUAUCGGGCAGAAGUCCCUCUUUAUGGAGACCUUGUCCAAAUCGUGAGAGAUGUUGAUAGCUCUGUGCUCAAGGCACAAGGGAAACAUCCCGAAGAACUCGCAUUUCGCAAUCAACUGGAGCGCCAUGGUGCAAUUCGACUCGGAACUAAAGGCGAGAUGCGAAUGAUCAAACGGCUCUUUGCUAUUCUCGGCAUGCAUCCUGUGGGAUACUAUGACCUGAAAAUUGUCGGAUUUCCUAUCUAUGGCACUGCCUUUCGGCCCGUCGAUGCCGAUGCCCUUAGCAAAAACCCAUUUCGGGUUUUUACGACUCUCUUACGAAAAGAUCUGCUCUCCUCCGACAUUCGAGAAACAGCCGAUAGCAUCUUAAGUCGACGGAACAUAUUCACGCCACGGCUGAGUGAUAUCAUAGAUCACGCUGAAAACCACAACACGUUGUCCGCGCAGCAAGUCGAUAGUUUCAUCACUGACGCAUUGAAAAUUUUCAAAUGGCAUUCUAAGUCAAACGUCUCCAUUGACGACUACCUGAAAGUCAAAGCAGAGCACACGAUAGUGGCCGAUAUCGUCUGCUUUCCAAGUGCCCAUAUCAACCAUCUGACUCCAAGAACCCUCGACAUUGACCAUGUCCAGAAGGAGAUGAUUCGGCGGGGCCUCCCAGCAAAGGACGUGAUUGAGGGCCCCCCAAAACGCCAGUGCCCUAUUCUACUACGUCAAACGAGCUUCAAAGCACUUGAAGAGCGAGUAGACUUUGCCACGGGUAACGGUCAGGUCAUCCGUGGUACCCAUGCCGCGCGCUUUGGUGAAGUUGAACAGCGAGGUGCAGCCGUGACUAGAAAAGGACGGGAGCUCUAUGACCAGUUGCACUCGUUUGCAGUUCAAGCUGCGACCAAUGUUUCCAGUGACAAAUUCAGCGACAUUCUCCACAAUUCUUUUCAACAGUUUCCCGAUACAUGGGAGGAGCUUCGGGUCCGUGGGCUUGUCUACUUUCACUACAGUGUAACGCAAGCAGGAAGAGAUGGAGUGGAAGAAAGAAUGUUGACUCCACGGGUUACUCUGACGCGUCUGCUACAACUGGGACACAUCGAAUACGAGCCAAUCACCUACGAAGACUUCCUACCUUUCUCUGCCGCUGGUAUCUUCAAGUCGAACCUUCUUGAUCACUCUAUGGCAUUGCCUACCCAGGAGACUGUCUCUAGUACAGCCGAGCUGGAGAGUAUUCUGGGUUGUACAAUUUUAGAUGAGAUUGACUUCUAUCAGCAUCUCCAGGAUGACAGCAUAGAGCUUUGUAGGGGAGAACUUGGGCUGGUGGAAAUAAUGCAGGACUGA